Molecule: messenger RNA, 792 nt
Organism: Caenorhabditis remanei
Lineage: Eukaryota; Metazoa; Nematoda; Chromadorea; Rhabditida; Rhabditidae
Exons: 3
Coding region: 1-792 (263 amino acids)
Source: RefSeq, a predicted model, not a curated record
AUGGGCGGUAUAUCAGAUUGUCAUCAUUUCUUAUUAUUUCGAAUUCAUAUCAUUCAUAUUACACGAAAAUUGGAAAGAAAUUGUUCAAUGAACGCUCUCUAUAUCAUUAUCGGAGUUUUGGUUGUUAUUGUUUUCAUCAUUAUUGCUAUUUGUGUUUUCGGAAAGUGUUGCCGAUGUCGUCAACAGGAUUCUCCAGACGAAGUUAUAGAUUCCCCCGAUUCUUCUAAUCGGAAUAUUGCCAAUAAUGAUUCAGACAAAACAGAUGAAGAGCCUGUUGCACCCAAAAAUUCAUCAACUCCUCGAGAAUCGUCUUCAAAAAAACAUAAGAACCCUCCGAUUAGCUCUCCAGCAUUCCAAAAGUCACCUCCACUAGCCUUUCUGAAACAACCGUACUAUCACGAGCCACUGAAAGAAUUUAAGAAUAGUCACAGAACACCUCGCGACAAAAAAUGUCACGACCAUUCCCGUCCCUGUCGUCGUCAUAUUCCAUACUAUGAGACGGUUUAUCAGACAGAAUUCAAGAAAUCUCAUAGAUCCAUCCGUGAGAAAACGAACCAAUCUAACAAGACAGCUGAAAUGUCUACCAACGGAAACAUCUCUCCAUCAAUGAAAUCUCAAUGUUCUCAGAAGACAUCUAAAAGUUCUAAAAGAUCAGCUCGUAGUUCAAAAAUGGAGAAAACUCAAAGAGAUGACAGAUCGGAGAAGACGGAUAUAACAAGUAAAAGUGGAAAAUCAACCAAAACUGACAGAUCUGCCAAAACUGAGAUAACUGAUAAAUCUUCCAAAAAGUAA